GCAGGGUUGAGUCUGGAUCUGACAAUUGAGGUAUGGUACCUUAGUAAUGGUCCGCACCUUCGAUUCUGCAUUCAACAUCGUCAGUCCAUGCGCACUGUCGCCUCAACACCGGAGCUUGGGAGUCCGACUGUCCGAGUCUUGGAAGAAGCUAUGGUGGGUCCCAAGGACCGCGUCCUGACCGUGCUUGGCGAUUGUGAUUUCCAUUCAGGGCCGUGAGCCAUUCUUCAGGUUGCAGGCUGAAUGUCAGAUAGUGUUGAGAUUAUGUUGUCAGGUUAAAGACUGGGAGUACAGAGUAAAGACUGAUAAUGUCUCGCAGACAGGGGGGAACCACAACGUCACCGCUGGGCGAAGUGUGGCUCCACCAGCAGCUCAUCCAGACUUCCAGAUGGUCAAAACCGUCCAAGCAAGAGAGCCGGGAUAUACGGCAGCAGUUUUCUGGUAGUCCUGAUGACUUAUAUGUACUCGUAGGCUGUGCUAUUUUAUUCUCAGGGCUCAUCAAGUCUCCCACACCUGGCUUGGACCAGGAAAUCUUCAGUUCAGUGCUGCGGACAACUCCAAGCUCGAUUAGGAUGUUGACUCAAGCUCUCACUGAUGCAGGGACUUGACAGGAAAGUGAGACAAAUAGAAAUACUGGCAUUUGCAGUGCAGGAGCAAGAAUGUGUACCCACGGAUUGCGGGAGCCUUGGGUCAGGACGUUUCUGUCCGGAGCUCAGCCCAGGUAGGCAACAUGAUUACCUUCUUAGCUGUACAUUGCGCUUUCAAUGCCACAUGCCUCCUUAACCUCUGGGAAAUAGUUCGAGAAAUUGCGGUGCAUGGGACUGUUGUUUUGUG
Parathielavia appendiculata is the source of this 831-nucleotide messenger RNA. RefSeq lists its product as uncharacterized. The record is from RefSeq and is a predicted model, not a curated record. The coding region runs from base 306 to 605 and encodes 99 amino acids. The transcript has 3 exons. NCBI's taxonomy places the organism in Eukaryota, Fungi, Ascomycota, Sordariomycetes, Sordariales, Chaetomiaceae.